Halteromyces radiatus is the source of this 1129-nucleotide messenger RNA. RefSeq lists its product as uncharacterized. Bases 92 to 1129 code for a protein of 345 amino acids. The record is from RefSeq and is a predicted model, not a curated record. The transcript is spliced from 7 exons. NCBI's taxonomy places the organism in Eukaryota, Fungi, Mucoromycota, Mucoromycetes, Mucorales, Cunninghamellaceae.
AGUUCAGAGUAUGAUUAUAUACGCUCCUUAUUUCUGGUUCUGAUGAUAUCAUAAAUUAUCAUUAGUACAUUGGUUCAUUUAGAAUAGGUAAAUGUUAUUGAUAUUUAUUGACAAUGAUGUCUCUAGUAGUACGCUAUCAGCAGUGAUUUUCAAAAUCCGUUGUUUUUCUUUCUUCCAAACUCUGCGGGUUUUGCGGGAAUUCCAACUGGACGGUGGUGCAAACGUAAAAAGAAGACAGCGCAAAUUCACUUUUUAUGUUGUGCAAAUUUUAUUUGGGUCAACGCAAAUUGGUAGGAAAAACCCAGUAAAUGUGAUAGUUGCUAGAAUAUUCUGGAUAGCUUCUUAUUUGAUUUUGAAAAAAGAAAAGAAAAAAGAACUGAGACUAUCUUUAUGCGGCUCUGUCACAAUUCUAUCUGUAUUCAAGGACGGAUUUCAAGCGGAUGUUAACAGUUUGGGACAUGCACAAAAAAUCAUGGAAGAAAUAAAGAAUUACCCUGCUGAAAGAAUAUACAACGUGGAUGAAUCAGGUUUAUUCCAUUGCAACAAGGCUGAAAUUGUUUCGCUUCAACUUGUAGAUAAUGGGCUGUACAUCACUACACCAUUAUCAAGGUUGUCAAUGCCAAAGUCCCCUCUAGAAUUUGUCGAUGGUUCGAUGGAAUGGUUUGAAUAUCAACGCUGCAAUGGAAAGUAUUUUAUAGUUGUCGAUCUUCAUCAAUCGCAAUACGACUGGGGAAAUAGAAUGUUCUACUUUACCGAUUCCUAUCUUGGCCGAAAACGUACCAUCCUUAGCCUGGAUACUAUGAUUGCAAGUGCUGGAACGAUGGACUGUGGGCAAACAAAUCAUCACUAUGUUUUCCGAAAAAGCAUGGUGUUGGGUCAAGACACAAAUUCUGGAAUUACAAGCUGUAUCCCGUACGUCAACUCAAAUGAUGCAUUCUGUAUAUACCAGAUUUAUCCGGGAUCCUGUAAUUACAGGAUCAUUUUUUCUAAGGUGGAUGGUGUUGCCAUCCUUGGUUGUUUUCUAGUUUAUUAUAUUUUGUUCAUAGGCAAUCUUAUACCCAAUAAUGAGCAUCUACUUCUGAUUCAUGCCCCCAUUAGUCAGAUUCAAUUGGCUGAUUUAUAUAGAUAA